GCAGUUUGGAAUUUAUGAAGCUAUAGGUGCGGAAGUAACGAUGCGUAGAGUGUGUAGGAAGUUUGCGUAGGAGUUUUCGGGUAAAUCCAUCAGCCGAUCUAUUAGAUUAAGUAGUUUGCGUAGUUUUCAGGUAAAUCUAUCAGCCGAUCUAUCAGAUCUAUAGGUAAAUGAUUUGGAAGCCGAAUGGUAGACUCUAGUGGUGAUUAACCCAAAGUCACUGAAUGCUCGAAUAAAAGCUACAAGCCAGACUUGGACAGGGUAUAAAAUGGGGUCUAUGCGUGAAGAGUACCGCAAAGCCUUGAACAAAUGUAGAGUGGCUCUAAUCCGUGACCUGGAUGUGUUGGACCCAGAGUUCAGUGCUCACCUGAUACAGGAAGGGGUGCUCACAGACCACAUGCAUGAAGAUGUACGGCAAUGUCAAACUCGUCAAAAGAGCUGUGAAAAGUUCCUAGAAAUUAUUUCGCAUCGUGGGGACGCAGCAUUCAAGGUCUUAAUGAAAGCUCUUGUUGAAACCGGCCAAGAACAUUUGAGAAACCUCGUUCAAGAUGCAUUUGACAAGGAAGAGGAGAGGGAUGAUGAUGAAUAUUUUUAUGAUUCAAGUUAUCUGUUGGCAGCCAUAACAAAGGAGUCAAUAAAAGAUAAUGUGGGGACCGUUCAUCCAAAUGACACAACUGAUCAUCUGUAUGAAGAUGAGCUGGACAAUGAUGGGUACAUCUUGGUGUCAGAAGAUGUCUCCAACAUGGGGAUAUCUGAAGUAGGAAAGAUAAGGCAAGAAGCCAGAAAAGGCACCAAACCCAAAUCCAAAUACUCUAAAAAGUCACGUUAUUCAAGUGCCCAUGAACCAGAUGAGCUAGUUGAAGCCUUUCUUAAAGAAGAUGUAAUAGUCCUUCCUUUGCAUGACUUCAGCGAGGUGUUUUUAGAUGAAGAUUUUCCACAGCCAUCUCAAAAUUGCACAGAAACAUUUGCAUGCAAAAAAUUCUUCCUUAUUCCUGAGGGUUUGGAGAAAAAGAGUGGAGCUGAGACAGCAGUGAAGCAAAAACCUCAGGUAAUGCCAAAACCCAAAGCUGGGGAGUGGGAAAGUGGCAGCGGCAUUGCAGAGGUUAGACAAAGACAAAAACAAAGAAGACAAGGAACCCGAUUAUGCAAAUGUGAGAGAAAGAAAAGUGAUAAAGCCACAGUACACAGAUGAUCACAAAUCUG
Lingula anatina is the source of this 1200-nucleotide messenger RNA. RefSeq lists its product as uncharacterized. The record is from RefSeq and is a predicted model, not a curated record. Lineage: Eukaryota; Metazoa; Brachiopoda; Lingulata; Lingulida; Lingulidae. Gene Ontology annotation, biological process: protein phosphorylation; regulation of apoptotic process. Gene Ontology annotation, molecular function: protein tyrosine kinase activity; ATP binding.